UUGGGAAGUGUGCGCGUGUGCGAAAAGGCACCGGGGGUGGUUGGUCGGUGGUCCGUAACUCCGAAAAAUCGCACGAUUCGUGGCUCUUUACUAUUUCCCGGUAGUCGAACAAACACCGUUGUUGCUCUCUCACUUCCCUCGUUUCGUCCACAAAAGAGAUACAAAAAGGAAAAAAAAACGUGUGUUCUGUUGCGAUUUUUUUUUAUUUUUCAUUAUUUUAACUAGCGAAAAAACAACAUUUAUCCCCUCCAAUUGAGGAAAAAAAGCCCUGGACCAGAGGAAUUGAAAGAAUUUAACGGGCAACGGGUAAUUAGUGCACGCAUUUCGAAUUGGUAAAGGCGAAACUACCGGGAAAAACGAGUCUGGGUUAAACUAAAAGGUUACGAGGCUGGAGGCGCACAAAAACGCACGCGGUGUCUAAAAAUGGCGAAGGCAUUUCGCGCGGUGACAGUAUCGACUUUGUCAAACAAUGGACAGUCAACGCCGAAAUACGACAAGCCGGUAGGGCUCAAUAUCAACUACGAUCCACAAGGAAUCAGCAUUGAAUUGAUAUCAGAGGAGCCAACCGAGAAGCAGCCAAAGCAAUUAUUGGAAUUUCCCGUAACUCACACCACAGAAUGUUCUCGUGUGGCGACAAAAAGUUACGUAUUCACGUUAGACACCGAGAGUAUCCUCUUGACGUUCUCCACCGAGUCAGAUUUUCGAGGGUUUCACUCACAAAUUCUAAAGCUCAAAAAUGGAAAAGGUGUCUCAGCAUUCAACGAGAGAACCGAGGAUCUCUCAGCAAUGCAGUAUUUUCAAUUCUACGGUUAUUUAUCCCAACAACAAAACAUGAUGCAGGACUAUAUAAGAACGAGUACAUACCAACGAGCAAUACUGGGAAAUUUAUCGGAUUUCAAAGACAAGAUUGUUCUCGAUGUCGGUGCGGGCUCGGGAAUUCUUUCAUUUUUUGCGGUUCAAGCUGGGGCAAAAAAAGUUUAUGCUGUUGAGGCGAGUAACAUGGCUAAUCAUGCAGAGUUACUCGUGGCUGCUAAUAAUCUGUCAGAUAAGAUUGUUGUCAUUGCUGGGAAAAUUGAGGAGAUUGAGUUACCUGAGCACGUUGAUUGUAUCGUGAGUGAGCCAAUGGGAUAUAUGCUGUAUAAUGAGAGGAUGUUGGAGACUUAUCUGCAUGCUAAAAAGUGGCUAGUUCCAGGAGGACGCAUGUUCCCUUCUAGGGGAGACCUCCACAUAGCCCCAUUCUCCGACGAAACUCUCUACAUGGAGCAAUUCAACAAGGCAAACUUUUGGUAUCAAACAUGUUUCCACGGUGUCGAUCUGUCCUCUCUACGUAAUAGUGCUAUCAAAGAAUACUUCCGACAGCCAAUCGUUGAUACAUUUGAUAUUCGCAUUUGCAUGGCCAAAUCCGUCAGGCACGUUGUAGACUUCCAAACUGCUGACGAGACUGAUUUACACAAAAUAGAAAUAGAUGUUGAUUUUCAUAUACUCGAGAGUGGUACCUGCCACGGUCUGGCAUUUUGGUUUGACGUUGCAUUUAUCGGUUCCACUCAGCAAGUCUGGUUGAGUACAGCUCCCACCGAGCCACUUACCCACUGGUACCAGGUCCGUUGUCUCCUGGAGAAUCCAUUAUUCUGUAAAAGUGGACAAUUGCUCUCAGGGAAGGUCAUUCUAGUAGCUAACAAAAGACAAUCCUACGAUGUAACAAUAGACUUAAAACUCGAGGGAACGAACAUGGAGAGUAGUAGUAACACAUUGGACCUCAAAAAUCCUUACUUCAGGUACACUGGUGCUGUUGCUCAAUUGCCAUCAGGUUUAAACAGUACAUCACCUAGUGAAUCCUACUGGACAACACUGGAUGCACAGGGAGCACGUCAGGCUGUUAACAUGGUCAACGGAAUGUCAGUGAAUGGUCUUGGUGAAGUGUCAAUGGACACAUCUGGUGCUGUCAAUCCUAGUAAUUUACUAGCUCUAGGGGGUCAGCCAAAUAUACAUCCGGGCUCAAUAUCGAGCACUGGAAGAGGUAGAAUUGGUGGUACAGCAACAAGUACCCAAGCUGCACAGCUUAUUGGUGGUGGAAUAACACCCAAUAUGUUCACAUCACCAGCAACUCUUGGUGUUACUUUCCAGCAAUCGCUGGUACUUGGAAAUACAUCGCACUAUCCAGUGAAUCCAAGUUUGAUGAUCGGUGAUUACGUGACACCUGGUAAUGGAAUAGCACCACAGGCAUAUCGACAAUGAUCCAUGGCUAAAUCACAUCGUAUUGAUUAUACACGUAAGACAAAGCAAUUGCAUGGGACGAUGAAUAAUCGUCAGACAUUAAUUGCUAACAGUAAUAAUUGUAAUAUUAAUCGACAAGAUCGUAGAUUUGUAUUUAGUACACCAGCCAGUAAGUUACGGCUGUCAUCGGCAGUGAGAAUUUUACAUUCAACUGAUGAUGAGUUUACCAGUAAAUUAUCAGGUAGAUGUGCUAAGAUCGAUGAUAUCGGGUUACGAUGGAUUUCAGGGAAAAAUUAUAAUCAGUUGUGGGAAAAUCGGUGCAAAAGAUUGCACGCUAUUCUCUCAUAGCGAAACAAUUUUUUAUCAGUGAUGAGAGAUAAUAUUUGGUCAUCAGUAUUGAAGGAAUAACAAGCAUCCCCUAAAUCCAUCUCUCACGAAAGAAAAAAAUUAAAUAAAUACCACGAAAAAUGAUUAAAUAACUUUCGUGAACUGAAGGGAGAUUAAUCCACGAAUAAGGAGAUUGCCAAAAUCCAUCGGAAGAAAUACGAUAUUUUUUAAUGACAAUACUAUUUAAUCAUUCGCAAUGUUCCGUGUAGAAUUAUACGAAAAAAGUCCCUUUGAAUGCUCUUAUACUUUCAAUACCUUUUUUUCCUUAUGAUCAUUCACGAGCGUUUCGUAAAAGCUCUUGCAGUGUCGUUUUUUUUCCCUCGGAUUUUAUCUCAUUUCUUAUUUCCAUUUGACUAGGAGCAGUUUGAAAGUUUUUUAGAUCGAGUAAAGUUGAACGGCUUUGAUGAAAUUUUAAGUUGAAUCUGUGCUCGAUGUCGAAGAUAUUUAUACGACCCCUUAGAAUAGAGUAUUUUUAAGAAAAAUAAAGAAAAACAAAUUGUGGAUUAUGUAGAGGGAAGAUGCAGUGCUAACAGCAGUUUAUAAUCUCUUCGGUGUGAAUGUUUGAGGCACUGUGGCAUUGCCUGUCGAUUUAUUUUUUUAUUGCAUUGAAGAAUUGAGUCACCAAGCUGCGCCCUCUUGACGAUUGAGCAGUCAUUCCGAUUGGUGCUUUGAAAUUUUUUUAGUGACGAUGGUUUUUUGAAAUUCAUUUCUCCAAUGUAGAAUGAUGAAGAUUCAUCACGUAAAUUCAUUAAGAUUAUGCAUGUGACAUCAUUUCAAUUGAAUGUAUCUGAAUUGCUGCGAAAAUAUCCCUCAUUUUUUUUUUCAACAUUCAAUUGCAACGAAUUAGAAGCGAGAUAUUACUUUGUAUCGUAAAUUGUACAUAUAAUAAAAUAAUGGCACAAUGACAAUUAAGGAUCUCAACCACGAGCCGACGUGCCGAGAGUAAUAUUUACAAUGUAGCUCCUAAGAAUAAAACAACCCAGUGUGUGUAUUUUAUUUUGUCGUAAACAUCCCAAUCGCACAAACACUUGCCAUCUGCUUAAUAUUACUUGUAAUAUUACCUGUAACAUUGAUGAAGUAUUUAGCUAUUUUUUUCAGAAGGGUCCGCUGUGAGUGACCGUCCCGCUUUAUUUCGUGUAAUUUGAACGCAAAAGUUUUUCUUUUUUAAUGAUAUUAAUCGAUUGUGGUGUUUACUUUUGCAUUAAUUCCAUUCCUGCAUUCUAUUUGAGGGGCAGGCAUUCCACGAGUGCUGGUCAAUGAAUAAUUAACAAUAUGAAUGGACACAUGCGCGAAAAAAUUUAAUAGAAAAAUCUAGCGAAUUCGCAAAA
Messenger RNA from Diachasma alloeum, 3929 nucleotides. RefSeq names its product histone-arginine methyltransferase CARMER (gene Art4). Bases 424 to 2235 code for a protein of 603 amino acids. The transcript has 8 exons. Gene Ontology annotation, molecular function: protein-arginine N-methyltransferase activity. NCBI's taxonomy places the organism in Eukaryota, Metazoa, Arthropoda, Insecta, Hymenoptera, Braconidae. The record is from RefSeq and is a predicted model, not a curated record. Gene Ontology annotation, biological process: peptidyl-arginine methylation.